Messenger RNA from Closterium sp. Yama58-4, 4380 nucleotides. Lineage: Eukaryota; Viridiplantae; Streptophyta; Zygnematophyceae; Desmidiales; Closteriaceae. The record is from the annotation of a GenBank genome assembly.
AUGUGGCACAACGUAUUAGCGAACGCGUCAAUACUCUUGCUGCUUCUGACUGUUCCCGUAACCGUGAGCGCCGCGGACUGGGCGACGAUUGGAAAGAAGCUGGAUCCCUCGGGCCAGAUCCUUUCUUCCUGGAUGAACGGUGGUGAUCCUUGCGCCGACCCUCCUUUCCUAGGCGUGCAGUGCGAUUCGGAGGGCCGCGUGCAGUCCAUCUCGCUGGUCAAUCGCGAACUCGUCGGCAGCGUGCCGGACGAGCUGUCGCAGGUGAACGAGCUGAUCAGCCUGAACCUGGACCAGAACAAGCUCACGGGCGUUAUCCCCAACACGCUCAACAACCUCGUGCACCUUCAAUCCGCGUCGAUAUGUUGCAACCUGCUCAGCGGGCAGAUCCCGGACUUGAGUCCCAUGACAGCGCUCAACCUGCUGCAUCUUGAUGGCAACUUCUUGCAGGACGCCAUUCCUGAAUCUCUUGCCAAUCUACUUCAGCUUAAGGACCUUCAGUUGAACAACAACCACCUGUCGGGUACAGUGCCUUCCGUGCUCGGCAAUCUCCAGGCGCUCACGGUGCUGCGCCUCGACCACAACUACCUCAGCGGCACGCUGCCAUCCUCGCUGUCGUGGCUCGCAACCACCCCCAACGCCGUCUUCAACUUCACCGAGAAUCUCUCCGGCUUUUGCGGGCCCGCAGGCCUCGGCCUUCCGCUCUGCCCCGACGAUCCGAACUACGUUCCCCCCGGCACAGCACCACCUCCAUCUGCGCCUCCCUCCGUAUCACCGCCAUCCAGCCCCUCUCCCUCCAGCAGCAGCAGUAGCAGUAGCGGCGGGGGCGGAGUUAGCGUAGCGGUUAUCGCGGGCGUGGCCGGGGGCGUUGCGGCUCUUGCGGUGAUGGGGCUGUUAGCGUGCUACUGUCUGCGCACGCGCAAGCGGAAGACUGUGGUGAACGCCGCUGCGAGCGGGGCGGCGGGCGAGAUGGGAGAGGCGGCGGAGAUGAUGGAGAAAGGGCAGGGCGCCGCGAUUGUUCCUGGCAAGGGCGGGAGCGCGGGCAAAGGGGGAGCUGCGGCGCGCAUUGCGUCCAUCAAGAAGGCCAGCGCAAGCGCAGAAGGCGGAGCCAGUGGUCGCAGGGGCGUGGGAGGGUCUGGUCGCGGUGGUGCAGACGCAGCACCCGGAGCGGUGGAGAGUGGUGGUGGCGCGCAAGCCAGCAGCCGCCCAUCGCCAGUAACGAUUACGGUUGAAAAGGCCGGGGCAGCAACUGGAGAUGUCACAGCGCCGUUGAUUUCCGCUGCUGAAGGAACAGCUGCUGGGGGAACUGCCGGUGCUGCUGGUGCUGCAGCAGGCAUUCAGGAUGGAGGCGCGGGGGAGAGGAGCAGGGGUACGGAGGCAGAGAGAGGCGUGGAGAAGGGUAAGCUUGGGCCGGAGAAGCCGUCUCCUCCUGCUGCGGCGGCGGUGGGAGUGGCGUAUGGUAAUGCGGGGAGAGCGUUGAGAGCUGCUGAUUUGGAGCUUGAUGAGAAGGGCGCGGGGGGGUCGGUGCUGGGGGAUGGCAGCAGCGUGGGGGGAGACGACGACGGCAGUGACACGGGUGGUGCUGCGGGCAGCGGCUCUGCUGCUGCUGGGGGUGCUGGUGUUGGCGUGGCUGCUGGUGCUGGGUACGCCGGGCUGGCUCGCGGUGGGGUGUCUCGAGGAGUGGGGUCAGGGCGAGAGCUGGGCAGUCCUGGUGGGGGCGGGGGCACGUGGGCGGGGGGCUCUGAUGCGGCGUCUGAGGCAUCGGAGGAGAGCGGCAAGGGCGGGUGGGAGCGGGCGUUUUCGUUCUCGGAGCUGGCACUGGCGACGAACGACUUUGGGGCGCGCGGGCAGAGGAACGUGGUGGGGCAGGGGCGCAAUGGGACGGUGUACAAGGCGCGUCUGCCGGAUGGCACCACUGUGGCUGUCAAGCGGCUCAGCAACAAAAAUCCGGACCAGACAGUGCGCGAGUUCCGCUUUGAGGCGGACGCCAUGGCGCACGCGCGGCACCCGAACGUGGUGGCGCUGCUGGGGUGCUGCGCAGAGGGCGACGAGCGCAUGCUCGUCAGCGAGUUCGUGCCCAACGGCUCUCUCGAGCUCUGGCUGCACGGCGCGGGCGCGGGGGGCGGCGCGUUUGGCGCGGGCCCCGCGGAGCCCAUGGAGUGGCCGCUGCGGGUGCAUGUGGCGCUGGGAUGCGCGCGAGGGCUGGCAUACCUGCACGAGGGCACGGACGUGCGGGUGGUGCACCGGGACGUGAAGGCAAGCAACGUGCUGCUGGACGCGCAGUGGAACCCCAAGCUGGGCGACUUUGCCCUUGCCAAAAUCAUGGCCAAGGAGCAGACGCACGCCGCCACUCGCGUUGUCGGCACGUACGGCUACGUGGCGCCAGAGUAUCUGAACACGGGCAUUCUCACGGAGCGCAGUGACGUGUACAGCUAUGGCGUGCUACUGCUGGAGCUCGUCACAGGGCGCCGCCCCAUUGACAACCACCUGCCGCCCGAACAGGUGGACGUGGUGAGGUGGGUGAAGCGGCUGGCAGCAGAGGAGCGGGUGGCAGAGGCACUAGACCCGCGCAUAGCAGGCACGGUGCCGGCAGACGAUGUGGAGUAUGUGGUGGGCAUUGCGCUGCGCUGCAUUGAUGCCAAUGCGCUCAAGCGCCCGCGCAUGAAGCAGAUUGUGCACAUGCUUGAGAGCGAAGACCCUGCGCUGAGGGACGGCUGGGUGGCAAAGAGGCCGACUCCUGCAAGUGCCAAGGCCCUGCGUGACUCCAGCCCAUCAUGGUACCACCGCAACGCUGCUUCAGACUCCCCCGCCGCACCCUCUUCCGCCACCGCUGCUGCCAUGGCGAUUUCCCGAGCCAGCCCCCGAGGCUCCAGUCCCCGGUUCGGCGGGGCAGGUCCGGGGAUCCCAGCGCCUGGUUCAGCGCGCGCAGCAGGCACGAGGCACACGGACAUGCUUCGCUCGGGCAGCCCGAGGAAUUUCGUCGGCGGCGCCACGGGCAGCAGCCCAAAAGCAGCGGAUAUUGGCGGGAUGAUUGCGUCAGCUGCAAUGAAAGCAGGUGUCGUGGGUGGGAGUCCCCGAGCAGGCGGGUAUGUUGGGUACAGCCCCACUAGAAGCGGAGGGGCAGUUCCAGUUUCACCCCCAUCAGCCAGGAAUGGCGGUGGUGGAUCAGCAAGGGUGGGUGCAAGCCCACCGAAGGUGCCUGCUUAUGCACAGGGAGGAAGCACCUCUGCUGCCCGGCUUGGUGGUGUGGGAAUGGGAGGAGCUGGAGGGAUGAGGGGAGGCAGUCCAGGGGGUGCGGGGUACAGAACUGGCUCCAGUCCGAAUGCACCUUUGUAUGGGCCGCGCAAGUUCCUGGUAGCAGUGGAUGACAGCGAGGUGUCGGCGUACGCGUUCACGUGGGCCAUCACCAACCUCUUCCGCCCCGCCGACUCCGCGCUCGUGCUCACCGCCAAGAACUACGCACCCGACAUGCCGCUGCCCACCGCUGACAUCGCCGCUGGGGGCGAGUACGCGGUACCGCUGGUGGCGCCGGUGUCGCAGGAGGAGCAGCUGGCAGUGGAGGAGCGCGCGCGCGCGUUGGUCGACAAGUACAUGCGCCAGUGCGAGCAGGCCAAGGUGGUCAGUGAGGGCGAGGUGGUACAGGGCGACCCCGGGCCGCACAUCGUGAGCGAGGCAGCGCGCGUGGCGGCGGACGCGCUCAUCCUGGGCAGCCAUGGCCGCGGGAUCCUCGGGAGGACAUUUCUGGGCAGCAUCAGUGACUAUGUGCGCCACCACUCCACCGUGCCGGUGGUGAUCGUGCGGCAGCCCAAGGCGGGGGAGACGGCGCACGACGCGCUUACGAGCUCGGGCAUGGCGCGGAGGAUCGUUGUCGCCGUCGACGAGAGCAGCGAGGCGGAGUUUGCAUUCGCAUGGGCGAUGCGGCACGUGGUGCGCGACGGCGACCGCCUCACGGUGCUGCACGUGCAGAACCCCAUCGCCGCGCCCACCUCGCUCGGCAUCGACCAGUUCGGCAUGGAGGACGUGUACAUGCCGCCCGACACGAGCAACCGCGCCAACGUGCGCGCGCUGGACGACAGCGAGAAGCUCGUGGAACGCUUCAUGGCGCUCGUCGCCGCUAGUAGCAAGGCGGAGUGUGAGGGGAGGGUGGUGAUGGGGCCCACGGAGGAGCGGCUGGUGGAGGAGCUGAAGCAGCUCAAUGCGGACCUGGCUGUUGUUGGCACGCGCGACCACGAUGUCAUCUCCCGCACGUUCCUGGGAAGCGUCAGCGACUAUCUCGCUCACAACUGCCCGUGUCCAUUGGUGGUGGCGAAAAUGCCCAAGCCUGCGUCUCGCCCGGGCUCCACCCAGGCCUCUCCCCGCGACUCCCACCAGCAUGCCAUCUGA